AUGAAGUGGAUCAUUUUAAUCUCUCUGUUUGCAGUGGCAUUCACUUUCCCUGUUGAUGAUAAGAUUGUUGGAGGGUAUGAGUGCAGACAGAAUGGCGUACCAUAUCAGGUGUCUCUGAAUGUCAGAGGCUCUCUGAUUAGCAAUCUGUGACUCCUGUCAGCCGCUCAUUGCUAUAAUUCAUAAGUAAAGUGUGUUGAGGUACGGUUGGGUGAGCACAACAUUGAGGUCAAUGAAGGAACAGAGCAGUUCAUUAGGUCAGCGAAAGUCAUCAGGCACCGCAGUUACAAUGACAACACUCUCGACAAUAAUAUCCUGCUCAUCAAGCUUAGCCGAGCCGCCAGCCUAAAUAGCUACUACGUGUCAAUUGUGGCUUUGCCCUCUGGCUGAGCUUCUUGGGGUACAAAGUGUACAAGCAGUGGCACAAGCUACCCUUCCUGUCAGAGGUGCUUGGAUGCCCCAGUCCUGAGUGACACCACUUGCAGAAAUUCUUACCCUGGUCAGAUCACUUCCAACAUGUUCUGCGCUGGCGUCAUUGAUGGAGGCAAAGAUUCUUGCCAGGGAGAUUCUGGUGGCCCAGUUGUGUGUAACAAUCAGCUGCAGGAUAUUGUGUCUUGGGGUUAUGGCUGCACUCUUAAGAAUAAACCUAGUGUCUACACCAAAGUCUGCAAUUACAAUGCCUGGAUUAGGGACACCAUGAGCUGCUAUUAG
This is a messenger RNA of Neoarius graeffei (lesser salmon catfish), 708 nucleotides long. RefSeq names its product serine protease 1 (gene prss1). Gene Ontology annotation, molecular function: serine-type endopeptidase activity. The record is from RefSeq and is a predicted model, not a curated record. Gene Ontology annotation, biological process: proteolysis. Lineage: Eukaryota; Metazoa; Chordata; Actinopteri; Siluriformes; Ariidae.